CGCCUCACAAGCGGCAGGACAACGUGCCCAGUCGGUUCGCCAAACACGUUCUCUCGUGCUCUCGGCAUUCCCGACAAAGACAAAGAUAAACAGUCUCAGACACCGGUUACAAUAACAAAGGAAGUGCAAGAGAAGGGGAGAGAGUCACUAUUACUGGCCCGGAAGCGGAAAGGCGGCGGAAGUGCACUCCUCUAAACAAGGAUAUUACACAUACGCACGGGCGUCCCGAUAAGGAAAUUACUCAUACGCCACGGUGGACGACAAUGGGUACCCCGCAUGUUUGUUUCGCCGAUGAGCUGCCGCAACAGCAGCAGAAGCAACAACAGCAGCAACAGCAACAACAACAACACAUGACCGCCAGCAAUGGAAGUCUGAACAACAACAACAGUCUCAGCAAACUGGAAGUGGGCUACAACACAUCCACGCCCUCGCCGGGCGGCAGUUUAAGCGUCUCGCCAACGCCGCGCUACGAGCGCAAUCUGGGCUUCUUUCGGCAGCUGAGCCGUCGAUUCGGCCUGAGGUCGCAGGAUGACCUAGUUCAAUCGGAUGACGCAGCUGCAGUUGCAACAUCCACGGCGGCCAAGGGGGCCGGAGCCGGUGCGGGAGGCACUCUGCUGGAAGAGGAUGCCCACAGUUCAUCGACCGACUCGUGCUCCUCGGGGCGUGGCCUCAGCACCGCUCAGCAGUCGCGUCUGGAACUGAUGUCCAUGUCCUGCGCCUCCAGCGAAACGAGCAGCACCCUGGACAUCGAGGAGCAGCAAGAACAGCAACUGCAGAUUCAACAACAACAACAGCAGCAGCACCAGGAGCAGUUGCAGUCCAAAAAGAAGCCCAUUAGUCGAGCCAGCUUUUCGCGCCUGCACCGGCGCUCCACUUCGUCGCUGCGUCGCGCCUUCGAAAGCCUCUCGCUGACCUCUCGCUCGCUCUCCUGCAGCGGCCCAUCGCCGCCGCCGCCACCCUCCUCGAACCAGCAGCCAGCAGCCGCCUUGCCUCUGAAGUCAGCCCUCAAGUCCGCCUCGAACGUGGAACUCAAUAGACAGCAGAAUCAUUCGCAUCAGCAUCAGCACCCUCACCCGGCGGGCAGGUCGUCCUCCACCUCGAGUUCGGCCACCAAAGGCAAGCAAAAGCCGCCGCCCCAGAGGAUUCUGCGCCAGCCCGUAUCCUACACAUAUCUGAAGGGCAUGUCCGGCCUGCCGACGCAGCGGGUGCCGCGCAGCUCGGUCUGCUGCCAAUAUGCCAGGCGCUAAGGAUCCUCCAGGACAUCCAAAUCAUCUAUAGCUGGUAUACAAAACUCAGAUAAAAACUCCUUAUUUUUUUCCUUUAUUAAAAUUCUUUUUUUAAAUCCUAGCUUGAUAAGAUCAUUUCGAAGUAUAAAAAUUAUAAUCAUUAAUAGAUUUAAAAAAUCUACCUUAAAAUUUUAAAUUAACUUUAAAAACAGCUUAAGUACUAAAUACUUCGCUCAAGAAUUCAUUUAGCUUUUAGAAAAAAAAAAACAACAUCUACCCUGGAUCCCAAAAUUCAUUUCAAAAUCUGUGAUACAACAAUUUUCCCCCAUCCUUGAAAAUGUCCUUGAUACUCCUUCCCUUUAUCCCGAAAAAACCCGUCAUAUCCAAAAGUCUUCUCACUAACUUCGGUAAAAUUGGUAAAAAUAAAAAAAGAUAAAUUAAAAGUAAAACGGAAUUAUUGGAACGAUAAAAAUUUGAUAACAAUUUGAUUAACUUUUGCACUUACGAAGAAUAUAUAAACUAAAGUAGAAGCGUAGAAUUCGUCAUUAACAAAAUCAAUAUACACGCAUUCGUCACCGCUUUGAUGCUAGAUCAAGAUCAUGUCACGCAUACCGAAGACUGUAAACACUAAAAAAAAAAUAUAAGAAAAAUAAUAACUUUAAAGGUUUGAUUGAAUUGAGUGUAAAAGUCACAAUAGAUUUCCUUUUUGUAUAAAUUCUUAUACAAUUCGUGCCUUUAUCAAAAAAAGUCAAAGCAAACAGAGAUUCACAUGAUAAGUAUUUGUUCCGAAAAUUAAACUAAAACUAUAAAAAUAUACAAGAUAAGUUGAUGUAAAUUUCCUUUGUAAGUAUUUAAUGGGAUCAAAAAUUGACAAGCAUUUAUAUCUAUUUGUUCCGCAAAAUCC
Messenger RNA from Drosophila ananassae, 2130 nucleotides. Its product is annotated as centrosomal and chromosomal factor. NCBI's taxonomy places the organism in Eukaryota, Metazoa, Arthropoda, Insecta, Diptera, Drosophilidae. The record is from RefSeq and is a predicted model, not a curated record. Bases 264 to 1247 code for a protein of 327 amino acids. The transcript has a single exon.